UUCAAACGAAAAAAGAACAAUACACCCGAGUUUAAUAAAAAAAGAAAAAGAUGAUCAAAUAAAUAACCAGAUAAUGAAUCAACCCUUGAGUAAAAUUGAAAAAAUUACAGAUUGGAAAAAUUAUUCACCGAUAGACAAAAUACAGGCUAUUACUCAUAGGACAAAUACAAUUAAAAAAAAACUAGAAAGAAUUACGGAAGAUAAGAAAAGGCUGACUCUAGAACUAGAUAUGAGCCCUUACAAAAAAAGUUCGAGAUUAGCCUUGUCAAAAAAUUUUUGUCAAAUGUUAAAAAUAAAAAAAAAAUAGAUUAAGAUAUAAAUUUCAUUAUUUUAUAAAAUUAUUGAUUCAAAGAAUAUCUAACUAUAUUUUUUUAUAUACUAUAUCUAUUUGCCAAAUGACUGAAAAACUCUUUGUGGAAUCAACAAAAAUGAACUCUCUUUCAAAUAUAAAAACGCAUAAUAAUAAGCGUUAUAAGGAAAAGCCAGAGAAUUUUGGUGAUUUAUCUAACUUGUCACAAGCAUAUGUAUUGUACAAAAUAUCACAAAGGAGUUUUUUGAACGUAUCUAAUUUGAUGUCUGUUCUUCAACAAAAUGGAACAUCUUUCUUGAUUGAAAAGAAUUUCUUUAUUAAAAAAAAAAAUAAAAGACUCAUUUCAUAAACAAGGAAUACUUCAAUCUGAAGGAAUAAAAAAAGAACUUAAGCGGUCUAGAACGAGUCAAUGGAAAUUUUGGUUAAGAGGGAAUUCUCAAUACGAUUUAUCUCCUAAUUUCUGGUCUGCCUUAAGAUCACAAAAACAAAAAUGGAGAAAUAGGGCGAAUCGCUAUCGUAGGUCUAAACAAAAAGAUUUACACAAAAGGAAUUCCAGUAGAAAAUUAAAAUUAAAUAAUUACAGGAAACAAAAGGAUGCUAACUCAGUAUUUAAUAAAAAAAAAAAAGAUAAUUUUAAAAAAUGCUGUCAAUAUGAUCUUUUAGCAUAUCAAUACAUUCAGUAUGAAAAAAAUAGUGGACCCCCUCCAGGAGCUAAACGGGG
Molecule: messenger RNA, 1031 nt
Organism: Cuscuta epithymum
Lineage: Eukaryota; Viridiplantae; Streptophyta; Magnoliopsida; Solanales; Convolvulaceae
Source: the annotation of a GenBank genome assembly